GAAUAUUUUUGAACUAGGAUGGUGAAUGCAAAUAAAGUGAUUUUAACCUCAGCGUGCCUUAAAAACAAAAUUUCUGUGCGUGUGGCAAAUUUUACAACUUGACGGAGCGUUCACGUAGUUUACAAUGAGUUCAGAGGAUGAAGACCGUCAAAUCCUCAGCCUGGAUUGUUUGGCUCACUUCAACAUGGAGCUGUACUACUUUUCCGAGAUACUGGAUAGUUUCUCAAGCGACUCUCCUCAACUUGAUCACACCACUGUGAACUAUCUCGUAAAGAUCGUGAAGAUUGUUGACCGUCUCCUGCACCGACAGGAAGUUGAGAAGGUUUACGGAUCUGCGCCUCUGGUCGUCAAAGAUUUUGAGAAUGUUACUUUGCAGAGGACUUUCCUGUGUGAGUCCUGCAAGGCAGUUAUACCAUUUCUCUGGACUGACUUUCAGGAGCACUUGGAAGAGUGCGGCCAGGGAGCAGUUGGCGGGAAGAAGAUCAAGGCAAAGGGUAAUCCGAGAGCGAAAUUGAGUGAACAGCAAUCUUUGGUUGGUGGCUCAAAAGCCCCAAACGAGGCUGUGAAACUUCAAAGACUCCCCUUGUUCCGUGAAAGUCCCUCUAAUCACUUGAAUGAGCCAAGCAGCAAGAAACCUGUGGUGGAUUCUGUGCUCAAGGAGGCCAAGAUGAAGGAGAUCAAGAAGGAGAUUAAGGAGAUCAAACAUGAGUUUAAGAAGGAACUGAAAGAGUGUAAGAAAGAGCUGAAGGAGUGCAAUAAGGAGCGGAAAGAAAUAAAGAAGAUGGCAAAGGAGGGUGAGAAGAAAGAUGCGAAGAAAGCGAAGAAGACAUUUGCACUACAGAAAAGACCAAUAUGGCUGCUGAACAAUGUUGAGGAGACGAUAUACCAGAACAUGGCUAUCGGCGAGAAAAUCAUCAAUUUGACCGUGUACAAAACAAUAAGUGAGGACCUGGAAAAGAUACUGUCGAAAGAGUUCCCAGAAGUGAAGGUCUAUGUAUUUGGAAGUCGCAAGACCGGCUUGAGCACCGAUUUGGGCGACUUGGAUCUCUUUGUGGAUGUCAACAACUAUUACAACGCGCCGCUGAAGAACAAGGAGAAAGUCGUGAACAUCAUUGAGAAGGUGCGAGAGUGCUUGUCUCCCUCAAAUUCAGAAUGGAGCAAGUUGGUGCCCAUUAUGAAUGCUCGGACGCCGAUAUUGAAGGCGUUCAAUAUGGCUUACAAGAUACCCUGCGAUCUGUCCUUCACCAGCGGUCUGUCGCACAUCAACACGUCGCUGAUUCGAUAUUUGCUCACGCUGCAGCCCGACUGCCAUCGCGUGGCGUGCUUCGUGAAGGCCUGGUACAAGUCUAUUUUCGUGAGCACAUACGAAAGCAACAAAUUAUCCAGCUACAUGAUCACAAUCCUGGUGGUUUUCUUCAUGCAAACCAUCAAUCUAUUGCCGCCCAUCUUUUAUCUGCAGAACACCGUGGAGAAACCUCUGAUGAUCGGACAUUGGCAGGGAGACUUCAAGAAGCCCACUCUCAGUGAACUGAACCUGCUGAUGUCCAAUGAUCCAAAGCUAAUCCUCACCGGCUUCUUCCACUUCUACAGCACUUUUGACUUCAAGAACCUCGUGGUGUGUCCACUGCUGGGCAAGCCGAUCGAGAGGAAGCUCUUCGAAACCCCUGAACUCUUGCCGCAGGAAAUGGCGCGCUACAAGGAGUUUGUUAAGCAACUGCCUCCAGUUCCCGAGAGCGCGAAGGAUCUCUUGGUAACUGACACCGUAAUGUGCGUGCAGGAUCCUUUGGAACUCUGUCACAAUCUGGCCAAAGGGAUACAUGAAGAUAUGUAUGAAAAAUUCACCUCUCUCUGCGCGAAAUCACUCGCAGUCUUGCUUCAGAAGUAGUGAAGGAAGUAGUGAACUCACACGUGAAUUCCUUAACUUUAUUUUACAAGAAUUCUUUCCUAUGAAUA
Messenger RNA from Phlebotomus argentipes, 1953 nucleotides. Its product is annotated as terminal uridylyltransferase Tailor-like. Gene Ontology annotation, biological process: mitochondrial mRNA polyadenylation; mRNA 3'-end processing. Lineage: Eukaryota; Metazoa; Arthropoda; Insecta; Diptera; Psychodidae. Gene Ontology annotation, molecular function: poly(A) RNA polymerase activity. Bases 125 to 1885 code for a protein of 586 amino acids. The transcript is spliced from 3 exons. The record is from RefSeq and is a predicted model, not a curated record.